Molecule: messenger RNA, 3945 nt
Organism: Hermetia illucens (black soldier fly)
Lineage: Eukaryota; Metazoa; Arthropoda; Insecta; Diptera; Stratiomyidae
Gene: CaMKI
Product: calcium/calmodulin-dependent protein kinase type 1
Exons: 11
Coding region: 2087-3277 (396 amino acids)
Biological process (GO): protein phosphorylation
Molecular function (GO): ATP binding; calmodulin binding; calcium/calmodulin-dependent protein kinase activity
Source: RefSeq, a predicted model, not a curated record
CGGUUGGUAGCCUUUUGGAAGCUGCUAUUCUUCCGUUGUUGUUGCUAUCGCUUUCACCGCCAUCAUGGUGGCUGUCGACUUUUUUCAAAGAAAUUUUCCAAGAUUCUAUACAACUACUAUUCUGAGCUAGCUCUGCUUUCCCACGCCCGGCGUAUGUAUGGUCGCUGCCUUAUGAGGGACAACGAGCCGCAUUUUUACUCGGAAUGAAUUCAGUUGCGUUCUGUGUGUGGCGCGGGAUCAUUCAAAGUUGAAUACGAGUUGGUGGUUGAUAAGUCGGUUUUUAGCAGUUACAAACUUCCGCGGGCCUUGGCAAGUGAUUUGUCGCGAAAAUUGGUUCGUGAAAUUUGAAAGAUUUUCUUGAGAUUCGAUUGGUUCUGGCAUUGUCCUUGCACGUGAUAUUAUCGUACGAAUUAGGACGCAUCGCCGGGCUCCUGCCGGAGAAGCAGCAGGACAGCAACCAUUCGUCGUAUUUCUCUGAGGUCGUGGAAAUACUGCUGUUUUGCGUUUUUGUUUUCGUGUGUGCUUAAGUCAUUUUGCCUCCAGGCGAGAUAGAAAAAAGAAAACAGUUGAAAACCUGGCCAAGUGACUCGAGACUUUUAAAUCAUCCUUUCGGACUGUACUCGUAUUUAGUUUUUUUUGUGGCUGAAGAAGUGAAUGUGUGCCCGUUCGCUUGCUAUCCUGCGAGAAAGUUGCAGCACCUAACGAAUCAAAUAUAAGAACGAUAAGUAAACAAAAAUUGUUUCCUCUGAUGAAGAAAAAAUAUUCUCUAAACAAAUAUAAUUCAAAACUUCGGUGAAUUUGUAUCGUUAAUAGUGGAGUAAUGUUCAAAGAGAUAAAUAAGUAUAAAAAUGAUAUAAAUAUAAAAACCAUAUAAAUUUAAAAAUGAAAUAUCAAUCGUUUUCGGAAAAUUAGUGUUUGAAAUAUAAUAAAUAUAAUAAAGGACACCAAAUAGAAAUAGAAUAAUUCAACUGCUGUGUUGUUUAGUGUGACUUAAUCGUGAUCUUAUAAUACUUUUAUAACUAUCUUACAGAAGUUGGUUAUUUAUGUGUUUGUGGUGCAUGUGUAAUUUUUAUAAAAUUUCUGUUCGAACAACUCAACGUCAACAUCAAAUAAACAACAAGGAUAAAAAUAACGAAAUGGGUUUAGUACCGAAGGAUGAUGAUAAAUUAUUCUUGAGUUUGCAAAGUCAGCGUUUUUAAUCCCGCUUUAAAGGAGUAUUAAAUAAAUAUAAUAAACGUAAUAAAAUGAAAUAAAUAUAAUGUAUAUAACAAAAAAAAACGAAACUCCAAUUGGCAUGUUAACAACACUAGUAAAUAAAACUUUUUCAGAAGUAUUUUUUCAUUAAAACUAUACUAACUGUGCUAAAUUACAAUUGUGCUUGUGUGUGUCGCGUAUUUCCUGAAAUAUAUAUUGAAAGGAUUUGGGAAAUAUAUAUGAAAAAUAUUAGAUUUCCCAAGAAAAUAGUAUAUAAAAUCACUUUAUAAUUUUGUAAAUAAUAAUAUAGAUUAAAUGAUAUAAUUGUAACUGGUAGUGUUCGAUAGUGUAUGUGGUGCAGUUAAAAGUUAUCAUCAAAAAUUAAAAAGAGAAUAGAAUCUAUUAUGAAAAGAAGAGCCCUUCUUAAAUAAAAAUAUCAGUGAAAAGUGAAUUGAAAAGUUAGUUUGGUUAUAUAUUUUAAUAAUUGCAGUGUUGUAGUUAAAAAGUCAAAGCUAAUCUAGGGAAAUGUUUAUAAUAUAUAAAUAUUAAUGCUGAUAUUUACUAUGUGAUAGCUGCCGCAAUUGUUGCGUUGCCACCGACAAAGUUGAUUUUCUCUUCUUCUUUUUAAUGUUGCAAAUAAUGAAUAAUUACUAGGAAAGUGAAGAAAUAUAGAUUUUCCACUAAAAGUAAAAUAAUAAAUAAUAAAAUAAAAACCAUAAUAAAUAAUUGUGAAAUAAUUAAAAAAUUAUAAUAAUAUUGAUAAAAAACCUGCAAUAAAUAAAAUUGAUAUAAUUAGUUUCACUAUAAUUAACAUACAAACAAAGAUACCAUAAUCUUUGAAAAUUAAUAAUUUUUUAUAUAUAACAAAAAUAUCAAAUAAAAUCAUAUAAAUAUGCCACUGUUUGGUAAGAAGGAUUCAGCGAAAAAAUCGAAAAAGGAUUCUAGAGAUCCAGACAGACAGAUCCAGAUUGAUGAGAAAUUUAGUCUUAAGGAAUUACUUGGAACUGGUGCCUUCUCUGAGGUUCGUUUGGCGGAAAGUCGAGAGAAUCCUGGACAACUUUUUGCCGUAAAGAUUAUCGAUAAAAAAGCGCUAAAAGGAAAAGAGGACUCACUGGAAAAUGAGAUAAAAGUACUUCGAAGGUUCAGUGCUAAUCAAAAUGAUGGUGAUGGGCAAACAGGUGGACAGCGAUUAACACAUCCAAAUAUAGUUCAACUCUUGGAAACUUAUGAAGACAAGACGAAAGUUUACCUAGUUAUGGAAUUAGUAACCGGAGGUGAAUUAUUUGAUCGAAUAGUUGAAAAAGGUUCAUACACUGAAAAAGAUGCGUCUGAUUUAAUACGACAAGUUCUAGAGGCAGUAGAUUAUAUGCACGAACAAGGAGUGGUCCAUCGUGAUUUGAAGCCUGAAAAUCUCCUUUACUAUAGUCAAGAGGAAGAUAGCAAAAUAAUGAUUAGUGAUUUUGGAUUAUCGAAAAUGGAAGACUCCGGUAUCAUGGCAACAGCCUGUGGAACACCGGGGUAUGUGGCGCCUGAGGUUCUAGCACAAAAACCAUAUGGUAAAGCAGUGGAUGUGUGGAGUAUAGGAGUUAUAUCGUAUAUAUUGCUAUGCGGCUAUCCGCCGUUCUACGAUGAAAAUGAUGCCAACUUAUUUGCUCAAAUUUUAAAAGGAGAGUUUGAAUUCGAUUCACCAUAUUGGGACGAAAUUAGUGAUUCAGCUAAGGAUUUCAUCCAAAAUUUAAUGUGUGUCAGUGUGGAGAAAAGAUAUACGUGUAAACAAGCAUUAGCGCAUCCAUGGAUAUCGGGCAACGCAGCUAGUAAUAAAAAUAUUCAUGGCACUGUAUCUGAGCAACUUAAAAAGAAUUUUGCAAAAUCACGAUGGAAGCAAGCGUAUCAUGCGGCAACGGUUAUCCGACAAAUGCAGCGAAUGGCUUUAAGUAGUGGUAGCAGCGGUAGUAGCGUCACAACCAGCGGUAACGGAUGUGGAAAUACCAAUCCGGCUAGCGGUGGAGGGGGCUGCGUUCGCACUGCAGUUGGUAAUAGUCGCUGUGAAAACAACACAGUUAAUGGUGGUCCUCCAAAAUAAUUUAUUCCGCUUCUUUUUUAUUAAAAAAAAACACAAAAAAACAAACAAAAGCAAAAAACGAACGGAAAAAAAAUAUUUUAAAAAAGUCUCUAAAAUAGGAUUAGUCAAGGAAAUUGAAUUAAAAUAAUAACAUGAUACGUUAAAAAUUGUAAAUGUAUGUAAAAAAUCAAAAUAAAUUGCAAAAAAGCAAAAUGUUCCAAACUAAGGACACAACUACUAAACAAAGAAUUAAAGAAUCAAUUUGAUAUUCAUCCGAGGAAUUAGUGGAGCUUUUCUGUAAAAAAGAAAAACAUAACAAAAAAAUGAUUAAAUGCAAGCAAAAGAAAUGAAGGAGGCAAACAAAUACUUCUUUGCUUCUUCCUUUUUUUAAUAUCUCUUCUACGUGAUUCCUCAUUAUUACUAUUACUAUUAUAACAUGUUCCUCUUUCUUUGUUCAUAUGAUUCGUGGGAAUGAUAUUUAGGAAAUCUAUCGAAAACUACAUACAAAUUUAAAGAGUUUAAACGGAAAUGCGGAAUACACAAACUUAACUUCAUACGCUAUGGUUUUCUAACGUUAAAUAUGUCGGAAAAAAAUGUUUUAUUAAAGAAAUUAUGGUAAAAUAAAUAAAAACAAAUGAAUAGGAUAAAUACAUAAAUGGGGAAAUAAAAAAACUGUGACUAUAUUUUAA